Tauraco erythrolophus (red-crested turaco) is the source of this 3267-nucleotide messenger RNA. Lineage: Eukaryota; Metazoa; Chordata; Aves; Musophagiformes; Musophagidae. The record is from RefSeq and is a predicted model, not a curated record.
UUUUAACUUUGUUUUCAGCGCUUUACAAUAUUGGAGACAUGGUUCAUGCAGCACGAGGCAAAUGGGGUAUUAAAGCGAAUUGUCCAUGUAUUAACCGGCAGAACAAAUCGGUGUUAAGACCGGCUGUCACUAAUGGAAUAUCACAGCUUCCAACUGUAAAUCCUAGUGCAUCAGUCUCUGGAAGCGAGAGCACCUUUUCCACUGGAACAGGGACUGCAGGAGUGGGGCAACUAGAAAUAGACAAUGUUCCAAAAUCUGAAGCAACUGACAGUAGAAUAGAAGAAUCUGCAAAAACAGAGACAUUACCAACAAAUAACACUGGUGAAAUAAAGACUAACAGACCACUUUGUCCAGAAACAACUCCAUCGUCAGCCUUACACUGGCUUGCAGAUUUAGCAACGCAAAAAGCAAAAGAAGAAACAAAAGAAUCAGGAUCACUGAGGUCAGUGCUUAAUAAAGAAUCCCAUUCACCCUUUGGAUUGGAUUCCUUCAACUCCAGUACAAAGGUUUCCCCACUAACCCCAAAGCUUUUUAAUAGCCUCUUGUUGGGCCCAGUGACAUCUAGCAACAAAGCUGAAGGCUCCAGCCUCAGAGAUCUGCUACACACAGGACCAGGAAAGCUUCCUCAGGUCCCAUUAGACACAGGAAUCCCCUUUCCUCCGGUCUUUUCUGCAGCUUCUACGGGGGCCAAAGGUAAAGCCAGCUUGCCUAACUUCUUAGACCAUAUCAUUGCUUCUGUGGUGGAAAAUAAGAAGACGUCUGAUGCUGCAAAACGAGCUAGUAAUUUAGCUGACACACAGAGAGAGGUGAAGGAAAUGGUAAUGGGUUUAAAUGUGCUGGAUCCGCAUACUUCCCACUCUUGGCUGUGUGAUGGUAGACUGCUUUGCCUUCAUGAUCCUAGCAACAAAAACAACUGGAAGAUCUUCAGGGAGUGCUGGAAACAAGGCCAGCCCGUGCUGGUAUCUGGUGUCCAUAAGAAGUUGAAGUCAGAGCUUUGGAAACCAGAAGCUUUCAGCCUGGAAUUUGGAGAUCAAGAUGUAGAUUUGGUGAACUGCAGGAACUGUGCCAUAAUUUCAGACGUGAAAGUGCGUGACUUCUGGGAUGGCUUUGAGAUAAUAUCUAAACGACUCAGAUCAGAUGAUGGUCAGCCAAUGGUACUAAAGUUAAAGGAUUGGCCUCCAGGGGAGGACUUUAGAGAUAUGAUGCCUACAAGGUUUGAGGACUUGAUGGAAAAUCUUCCUCUUCCUGAAUAUACCAAGAGGGAUGGCAGGCUGAAUUUGGCUUCUAGACUACCAAGCUACUUUGUCCGUCCUGACUUGGGUCCCAAAAUGUACAAUGCCUAUGGCUUAAUUACUGCAGAAGACAGACGAGUUGGUACCACAAACCUGCACUUGGAUGUUUCUGAUGCUGUUAAUGUCAUGGUGUAUGUUGGGAUUCCCAUUGGGGAAGGGACCCAUGAUGAUGAGGUUCUGAAAACAAUUGACGAGGGAGAUGCUGAUGAUGUAACAAAGCAGCGAAUCCACGAAGGAAGAGAGAAGCCUGGAGCAUUGUGGCACAUCUAUGCUGCCAAGGAUGCUGAAAAGAUACGGGAACUUCUUCGGAAGGUUGGAGAAGAACAAGGCCAAGAGAAUCCCCCAGAUCAUGACCCCAUUCAUGACCAAAGUUGGUACUUGGACCAGACCUUACGUAAGCGACUCUAUGAUGAGUAUGGUGUACAAGGCUGGGCCAUAGUGCAGUUCCUUGGAGAUGCUGUGUUCAUUCCUGCAGGUGCUCCCCAUCAGGUCCAUAAUUUGUACAGCUGCAUUAAAGUGGCAGAGGAUUUUGUAUCUCCAGAACAUGUGAAGCACUGCUUCCGACUGACCCAGGAGUUCAGGCACCUGUCUAAUACUCAUACAAACCAUGAGGAUAAACUGCAGGUGAAGAACAUUAUCUACCAUGCAGUGAAAGAUGCUGUUGGCACACUGAAAGCUCAUGAAUCCAAACUAGCUAGAUCGUAGGAACUGCUAAUUCCAAAUGCCCUGUGAAGUAAGCCUUCUGCUCACAGUAUAUACAGGGACUGCACAUGACUGCCUCUGCAGGAGCAGAGGCUUCUCACUAAGAUCUGGUGUGGUCAGUACUGCACACACUCUUCAGCCACUGUUUUCUACGCUGCCUCAACACUGACGGUCUAAUGGAAGGUCGCACUGUUACAAGCAGAAUUCCAGAUUCUAACGAAAGGUGCCAUGUCCCUUUCCUGUGGCCUUUUUGCAAAGUGGAAGAACAUGGAAACCACUUGGUGUUCCUGCAUAUUAUGAUUAGAAAUGGUAUAAAGAGUGUGGAUGUUUUUUUUCCUCAUGCCUAGUUAGUCUCAACAAAGUUAGAAGGGAUGUGCUGGAGGUGGGUUGUCCUACUGCAGACCUAGUUGAUAGCUGCUGAAAGAUGGUGACCAACAGUAGCCCAGCUGCAGAAAUUUAAGCAAACUUCCCAUGUGAGAUACAGGCCAAGGAAAAGAAUAAAGCUAUUCUCUGCACUCCCCUUCUUGUAGCCGUUUCUCUAUACACUGUAGAGUUUCAGAAAUAAAGGGAGAACCCACUUUUUUUCCCCAGGAGACUCCAGAAAUAGGAGAAUUGUGUAUUUAGUGAAAAACUAGGUUUGUAGUGAAACAGUUAAUAUUUCAUGAAAGUAGAUAUUUUUAGUAUUUUUGAAGUACCACAACUGUUCCUGGAUUUUCAAGGAAAGGCGCGUUACGUUUAGUCUUCCUUUCAAUAAAAUCAAGGAGUGAUUUCUAGAAAGCAGUCCAAAAUAGCACAAAAACAGCCAAAGGAGAGUGAAUAGAAAUUGACACCCCACCUCCCUUGCCCGUAUUCCUCAUUCAUCUUCCUCCCUCUCCCUACGCCACCCUGCUUCCUCAGAAUGAGAAGUAAAAAGGAGUAUAAACUCUGUUCUCAUGUGGAGAUGUUGUACAUCUCUUCCUGCACUGGUGACUGCAGGCAAUAGUUCACCCACUACCAGUGCUAGCUAAAAACAUCUAUCCUUUCCAAAGUGAAGGAAAAGUUAACUUUCAGUGUCAACUUUGUCCAGAACUAUUUUAAGUAAAAUGUUCCUGCUUGAUAGAACUGUAUUCAGAAUUUACUAAUGUCAGCAUUGAUGCAAUGGAUUUCAUUUUCUGGGUACAUGGGGAAAUGUAUCUACCUUAUCUCCAGCUGUACUGUAGUGCCACUCGCAGGCCUGUUAAUAUGUUCACGGUUAUUUCAUUUUUUUUAAAAAUAAAAGUCAUUUACUGUAAGA